This is a messenger RNA of Tripterygium wilfordii, 1600 nucleotides long. Its product is annotated as protein ECERIFERUM 26-like. NCBI's taxonomy places the organism in Eukaryota, Viridiplantae, Streptophyta, Magnoliopsida, Celastrales, Celastraceae. The coding region runs from base 32 to 1384 and encodes 450 amino acids. The transcript is spliced from 2 exons. Gene Ontology annotation, molecular function: acyltransferase activity, transferring groups other than amino-acyl groups. The record is from RefSeq and is a predicted model, not a curated record.
CAAACUUAUAACCUUUAUAUGCAGACCCACAAUGACUACUCCUCCAACCAGAAAAGAUGGUGAUGAUUUUUUGGUGUACAACCUCAAGUUAUCAUCGGUUGGGCCAAGUCGGGUAACCGGGUCGGACGUGACCCACGAACCCAAUGGGUUGGACAUAGCCAUGAAGCUUCACUAUGUAAUGGGAGUAUAUUUCUUUGGAGGGGAAGCAGCACUAGGAGUCACAGUGACUCAAAUGAAGGACUCCAUGUUUACGUGGUGCAAUGACUACUAUGUCAACAGUGGCAGGUUCUGGCGAUCCGGGUCAGGUCGGCCUUACAUGAAGUGUAAUGACUGUGGUGUGAGGUUUAUUGAAGCCAAAUGUGACAAGACUGUGGAGGAAUGGCUGCAGAUGGUCAAGGAUUGUAAGUUUGGUUUGAAUAAGUUACUUGUUUAUCACCUACCCAUUGGUCCUGAUUUAUCAUUCUCUCCUUCACUUUUUAUACAGCUAACUCGGUUCAAAUGUGGAGGGAUAUCAAUGGGCCUGAGCUGGGCCCAUGUACUUGGAGAUGUAUUGUCCGUUUCCGAUUCUUUCAACGCGUGGGCCCAAGUCUUGUCCGGCAUAAAGUCCAAUGGGCUAUUCCAUAUCCCAAAACAGCCCAUAAAACCCAAAAACUCUGAUGACCCGGUAGAACCUCUCAAUUUACCCGGUUCGGUGAAACGGGUCGGCCCAGUUGGAGACUGUUGGGUAACUGCCAAUAACGGUGAAAUGGAAACAUUUUCAUUCCACAUAAGCUCCACUCACCUCACUCACUUACAAUCCAAAAUUUGGGGUGAACCCCACAAUAUAAACCAGAUUCCAUCAUUUGAGUCCAUAUGUGCCAUCAUUUGGCAUUGCAUAGCCAAUGUGAGUGAAGGAGGGGUUGAGCCAAAUAUAGUGACUGUUUGCAAGAAGGAUCCAAUACAUACUAAAACUGGGAUUUUGAGUAACACCCAAAUUAUAAGCACAAUUAAGGCUGAUUUCUCGGUUGCAGAAGCCGAUUUGCAAGAAUUGGCGACCUUGCUCGUCGAUAAAAUCAAGGACGAGAAGAGCCAGAUUGAAGAAGCCGUUGAGAGAGAGAAUGAUGGAGCUUGUGAUUAUAUCGUGUAUGGUGCCAAUUUGACAUUCUUGGACUUGGAAGAAGCUGAUUUAUAUGGUAUUGAAGUGAAUGGAUUUAAACCAGAAUUAGUGUACUAUACCAUACAAGGUGUUGGAGAUGCAGGGAUGGUUAUUGUACAUGCCGGGCCGGGAGAUUACGACGGUGGGGGAGGAAGGAUUGCGACACUAAUUUUGCUAGAGAAGCAGCUAGCAAAGGUUAAAUAUGAGCUGAAGAAGAAUGGUGUGUUGCUUGAAACUGAGAUUGAGUAAGUGAAAAACAAAAAUUUUGUGUGAGCUUCUUUAUGUAACCCAAAGUUAUGAUGUGUGAUUGUGUUUAUCUUGAUCUAUUUGUUGACUUGUGUUAAAGUAAGAAUGUAUGCCACACAUCCUGAGAUGACCCAAAGUUACCGUUGUACGCCUCUAUAUAGUAAGCCUUGUCGUUAUUGUAUUGCAACUUGAAUUAAUGAAAAGCUUCUUGCUUCUGCU